Messenger RNA from Lolium rigidum, 1220 nucleotides. Its product is annotated as tetratricopeptide repeat protein 1-like. The record is from RefSeq and is a predicted model, not a curated record. The coding region runs from base 175 to 858 and encodes 227 amino acids. Gene Ontology annotation, molecular function: protein binding. Lineage: Eukaryota; Viridiplantae; Streptophyta; Magnoliopsida; Poales; Poaceae. The transcript has 5 exons.
GCCUCGUCGGCGAUCCGGCAAGCUUUCUCCUUUCCGGUGUCGUCCUCCAGCCUUCCAGAGUGGCGGCGGGUGCACCGGCGGCGACGACUGGGACAUCACGGUCGGAAGCUACGGGCGGCCGCCGGCGAGGAGAAGGGCUGACAGGUUUAUCCUUCCUGGCAUCGAGAAGAGGAAAUGGUGGUGAUCGAGCCGGAGCCUGAGGCCGAGGAGACGCAGGGCUCCUCGUCCCCGCUGGGAUCCACGGUCGGCGUGGAGGCGGCAAGUGCGGAGGCGCACGAGGAAGCCUUCGAAGACGCGCUCACUGACGAGCAGAUGCGCGAGAAAGCUAGAAUCCAAGCAAAUGGUGCAAAAUCUGAAGGAAACAAGCUUUUUGCUGCUGGACAAUACAAUGAUGCACUAUCCCAAUAUGAGACUGCGUUGCAAAUCGCCACUGAGCUGGAAUCUGCCGAAGAUAUAUGCUCUGCAUGCUAUUCAAAUCGUGCUGUAUGCUUCUUGAAGCUGGGGAAAUAUGACGAAACAAUUAAAGAAUGCACGAAAGCACUUGAUCUGAAUCCUUCAUACUUGAAAGCCUUGCUCCGGAGGGGAGAAGCACAUGAGAAGCUCGAACACUAUGAUGAAGCUAUUGCUGAUAUGAAAAGAGUCAUUGAAGUAGAUCCUGCAAAUGAACAAGCUAAGAGAUCACUGUUCAGGCUGGAGCCACUAGCUGCUGAGAAAAGGGAAAAGAUGAAGGAAGAAAUGAUGGCGAAGCUAAAAGACUUGGGGAACUCUGUGCUGGGGCGCUUUGGGAUGAGCGUGGACAAUUUCAAAGCUGUUAAAGAUCCCAACACAGGCUCAUACUCCAUGUCUUUCCAGAAAUAACAUGUGGUGAUGAUUCAUACAGGAUACAGAUGGAUACGGCUGUGCAGACUGAGUCUUUGGGAUCCCUUGAGUACUUUAUAUUGGGGGUUUAUGGAGGAGCAUGGACACGAGCAAUCCUGUUUUUUUACGCCCAUUUGCUCCAUUUGCUGAUCUGGGAUUCUUUAGUGUAGGAAGUUGCUAUAUGUUCAGGUGUAAUAGAAAUGUUUCUUUGUCAUUAAAGUUUUCCUUUAACUUUGACCAAACUUUUUGUAUUUGCGUCAUGCGCAGAUUGUUUCGGAAAUUUGUUAAGCUUUGAAACAUGCUUAUAUUUUGUUUUGUAAAAUAAAGGGUACAAAGACAUCCUGGUAUGAUGUUCUGCACAA